Messenger RNA from Amorphotheca resinae ATCC 22711, 3513 nucleotides. RefSeq lists its product as hypothetical. The record is from RefSeq and is a predicted model, not a curated record. Gene Ontology annotation, cellular component: nucleus. NCBI's taxonomy places the organism in Eukaryota, Fungi, Ascomycota, Leotiomycetes, Helotiales, Amorphothecaceae. The transcript is spliced from 3 exons. Gene Ontology annotation, molecular function: histone deacetylase activity. The coding region runs from base 1 to 3513 and encodes 1170 amino acids.
AUGGAACACCCAUCGCAAAACGGCGUGGUGAAGGAAACAACUUCACCAGCACCUUUGCCCCCGUCAAUAAACAACAACGAUGCCUCACUUUCACAUGCGCUGAAACACCUUUCAAUCAGCGCAGCCUCGUCAACUGCUCUUCCUCCAUCGCCGCAGCCAGCUUCACCUUCACCAAGAAGACUAGGGCAGCGAAACAACCCUACGUCGUCGCCAAAUGGAAGAGCACCAUCGCGAAGUCCCCUCCGUCGAAGCGCAAGUUCUAUGAGCCUCGACGCGCGCUCAUCGACGCCGACCUUGCACAAAAAAGCAUCAAUGAAUUCCCUCCAUGGAGUGGGCGGUGGGAUGCCCCGAUCUCCAUCUCAGGCGUCACCAUCUCGUAGAUCGUCUUCGGCAUCAUUUUUAAAUGCAUCUACUAUGGUGGGCAAGUCACCACUCUCAGGGAUUGGAGAUUCGGCCGAGGCCCCUCCAAAAUAUACAGCAGAAUCUAUCGCCAGCAAUUACUUCAAGGCAGAGUUGGACCUGGAUCAAUCGGACGAGGAGGCUCGGCCCGCCGAUACUCUCGUCAUCCUCCACGAUUCUUGCUAUGGGCACCGCUAUUCUAGACCGCGAACCUCAAAAGCUUCUUUGAGCACGAUUGUCGAGAGACCGGAACGAAUACGUGCGAGUAUACUUGGCCUAUCGGUUGCCUAUGUGCGGCUCGGGGAGAGGCACGCGGAAGGACAAUACCCGCUCCACCCGAAGAAAGGCCCCUCUGAAAUUCCUACUAUACCUUUCAGGAUUAGGAAGACGACCCGUCGGCUUACUCUUUCAUCGCAAGCAGUCACAAAUGUACAUGGGACGAAAUGGAUGGAGGAAUUGAAAAUCAUGUGCGACACUGCGGAGGCCAAGUUAGCUAUGAAUGGGAAGGAAUUGGCUCGACCAGAGAUGAACCGCAGUCCUGAACAAGGAGUGCCGGCGAAACUGCACGAAGGUGAUCUUUACCUGUGUGCGGAAUCACUCGAUGCUAUGGAGGGAGCUUUAGGGGCAGUGUGUGAAGGGGUGGACGCUGUAUUUCAGGGGUCCACAAACGGUAAGGGACCGCACCGAACCUUCGUUGCCAUAAGACCACCAGGACACCACUGCUCAGCUAGCUAUCCUUCCGGAUUUUGUUGGCUGAACAAUGUCCACGUUGGCAUUUCUCAUGCCGCACUUACUCAUGGCUUGACCCAUGCGGCCAUCAUAGACUUUGACCUUCACCACGGGGAUGGAUCUCAGGCCAUCGCAUGGGCGCAUAAUGCUCGUGCUACGAGCCUACCAAAGAACGCUUUACCUUGGAAGAAGACAUCGAUUGGGUACUUCAGUCUCCACGAUAUCAACUCCUACCCGUGCGAGAUGGGUGACGAAGAAAAGGUCAAGAAUGCUAGCCUCUGCAUCGAAAACGCUCACGGGCAAAACAUUUGGAACGUUCAUUUACAGCCAUGGAAGACCGAGACCGAAUUUUGGGACCUCUAUGAAAACAAAUACUCGAUCCUUUUAGAGAAGACACGCAACUUCCUUCGUACACAAACUGACCGCCUUAGAUCGAUACCAAAUGGGCCCAAGCCGAAAGCCGCCAUCUUCAUAUCUGCUGGAUUCGAUGCUAGCGAAUGGGAAAGCUCUGGAAUGCAACGCCAUAAGGUGAAUGUUCCAACAGAAUUCUACGCCCGCUUGACUCGGGAUGUGACCAGGCUUGCUGCCGAGGAUGGGACUGCCGUUGACGGGAGAAUCAUCAGUGUGCUUGAGGGUGGCUAUAGCGACAGAGCUCUGUACUCCGGGGUGCUCAGUCAUAUAAGCGGUCUUGCUGGUGGUGAUCCUACAGUUUUCAAGACGGAGGCCAAGAACAAAGGUCUCAAUUAUGAGAUGGGACAAAAGAUCGGUGCUUUUGACGGUAGUGACGACUCAGUUGCACAACCAGCAGCUCCAGGCUACGAUCCUUCAUGGUGGUCUCUACCGCAUCUCGAGCAGCUCGAUGCAGUUGUCAACCCUCUUCCCAUUCCCGAACCAAAGAAAUCGAGAGAGGUUUCAUCUACUUAUUCAUCACCGACGCAAUCCUUUAUUGCAAAAGUUACCACGCCUAAAGUACAGCGUUCUGUGUCAGCUACGUCAAGCAUGAGCCCAAAAACUAUGACUCGGCCGGCAUCCCCUCCACCUCCCGAGGUUCUUUGGACUGUAGCAGCUCACGAGUUAAGUAAGCUGCUCAUUCCAGCCGAUAGGCAAACUAUGAGUUGCAGACCGGAAGACCUUUCCGCAGAAGCUACACGGGCAAGAAGAGACCGUCAAUCGAUUCUUACGCCUCCUACUUCGACCGCAGGAGCGGAACAACCAGAGCCUUCUCGAAUGGCUUUGAGAGUACGGAAGCCCUCUAAAGCUCUGACGGAGAGUAUAGAAGAGGAUCAAAAUAAGAGACCUGCCGCGAAAGCAAGCCGUCGGAAAACUGUCGCUGGGGCAGCUGUUUCGGGGGUUGAGAAGCCUACCAAACAAACAAGUCGCCGUCUCAGUGUUGCUUCUAAUGUAGGAUCGGUCACAUCUGAAAGCCUUUCAUUACCAUCAACUGGACAGAAUAAAAUCCCACCAAAUGGAGCAGCAAAUGUAACAAGGCCCGGCACCUCUCAAACUGCUAGAGCGGAUUCAUCUAUGAGCUCCCGAAGCCAUUCAGUUCCUCCUAUCGUAGUGAAGAAGACGAGGGCUCCAGCUCAACCUCGGAACGAGGCCCCAAAGCCUCGCGUCCCAGCACCACCACCGAAGUCUGGUAGCGUUGCACCCCCGACCAGCCAGACUUCUAAUUCGCAAAGCUCUGAUAUUGACAACCUGACCGCUGGCAUGAAGAAGAUCAAACUCAGUUUGACAACCAAGGCUCAAAGAGAGGCAAGGGAAAAGGCGAAGCUUGCGUCACAGCCUGCUCCCACGAACACAGCAACAACUAAUACAACCCGGACUGAGCCGGUGAAGCCUCUUCCAAUUGAAUCGCUAUCAAGCAAUGUGACAAUCGAAGCCCCAGUCUCCCAACAUGAUCAGGCCUCGGAUAACAGUCAGCCAGCGAAGCCUGAACCGUUAGCUGAGAGCAUCCCUCCUACACCAUCCACUCCACAAACGUCCCCACCAACGCCUCUUCCAGCGCAUGCUCAAGAAGCUCCUCAAGUCCCUUUGCCCGCCAGCUCACCCCCUGAAGCCCCCUCCGGUCAACCUACUCUGGCGCCACCCCCUUCGUCUUCCGGACCUGACGUGUUCAUUGCUUAUCAACCCGAAGGUCCCACUCAAAACACGACUGUCCAACAAGAACCACUCCAAUGGCUACCCCCGAAUUCCGGCACUCCUGCGCCUAUGAAGAAGGCCGAUCUCCCAGUCUUCACAUCUACUUCUACCAUCCCAUUCGGGGCCAACCCGAAUCUGGGGCAGGCUCCAAAGACAAAUGUCGACUCGAAAUCUGCACAAGCUUCAAAGGCCAAUGACGACUCGGUCUGGGAGGUUCCGGAAACGCCUCCACGGAACAAAUAA